UCCCACACGUACACACACACCCCGGGAGCGCUUCCAAGCCCAGCCCCUCGCACCAGCCCCGCCGCCGCAGCCCCUCUCUCCGCCUCGGGGCUCUUUGUUGGAAGGCGCCGACAGGGGGCCGAGUCACCAUGUCCUCCGCCAAGAAAGGCUUUUACCGGCAGGAAAUCACGAAAACCUUGUGGGAGGUGCGGGAGCGCUACCGGGACCUGCAGCCGGUGGGCUCCGGAGCCUACGGCGCUGUGUGCUCAGCUAUUGAUGGAAGAAGUGGCAUCAAAGUGGCCAUCAAGAAAUUGUACCGUCCAUUUCAAUCUGAACUCUUUGCCAAACGAGCCUAUCGGGAACUACGCCUCCUGAAACACAUGAAGCAUGAAAAUGUUAUUGGAAUAUUGGAUGUGUUCACACCAGAUGUAACACUGGAGAAAUUUAAUGAUUUCUACUUAGUCAUGCCAUUUAUGGGAACAGACUUGAGUAAGAUAAUGAAGCAUGAGAAACUAACUGAAGAUCGAAUCCAGUUUCUGGUCUACCAAAUGUUAAAGGGCCUAAAGUAUAUCCAUUCAGCAGGCAUAAUUCACAGGGAUCUAAAGCCUGGAAAUUUAGCAGUAAAUGAAGACUGUGAAUUGAAGAUUCUGGAUUUUGGACUGGCAAGGCAUACAGACAGUGAAAUGACAGGCUAUGUGGUUACUAGAUGGUAUAGAGCCCCGGAGGUCAUACUUAAUUGGAUGCAUUAUACUCAAACAGUUGACAUCUGGUCAGUGGGCUGCAUUAUGGCAGAAAUGAUAACAGGGAGGCCACUGUUCAAAGGAAAUGAUCAUCUGGACCAGCUCACAGAAAUAAUGAAGAUAACAGGCACACCAACUCAAGAUUUCGUUCAGAAACUACAAAGUCAAGAUGCAAAAAAUUAUAUCAAAAGCCUCCCAAAAGUGCAGAAAAAAGACUUUGCAGCUAUCUUGAAGUAUGCAAACCCUUUGGCUGUAAACCUUUUGGAGAAGAUGCUGGUGUUAGAUGCGGAUAAGAGAAUAACAGCAGUAGAAGCUUUAGCACAUCCUUAUUUUGAACCAGUUCACGAUCCUGAAGAGGAAACUGAGGCAGAGAAAUAUGAUGACACAUUUGACAAUAUGGAUUUGCCACUGGAUGAGUGGAAGCGCAUUACCUAUAAAGAGGUACUAAACUUCAAACCACCUCCCCUGCCUGAGUCAAAGGAAACGGCAGUGUAACUGUAUGAACCAUCUCUUCAAAAAUCAAAAGAAGGAGAAAAGGUGUAAAUGCUUGUGAUAACUCAGUUGUACAAACCUUUUAUAAACUGGAUGUAACUUGUUGUAUCUGUAUUGUAAGGAAUAAGUGUGUUUUAAUCUAAACAGGAAGCUAGUGCCUUUAGAAGUAGCAUUUCAAGACUGUCUGGAAACUCACCUCUACCCAAAUUUUCUCAUCUUUUUGAGUGCAUUUAUGGUUUCAUUUAAUCAAAGUACUCCUCAAAAUACAAGGGUUUUCAUGAAUGUGUUUUUAGACCAGGUAAUGCUUGUUCAAGUCACAGGAUUAUAGAGAAAUAGUUAAUACCUUAAACAAUCUGAGGCUAAAUGGAGAAAUGUUUCCUCUUUCACUAUAAAUAUGAACCUCUGGAGCCAAGCCCAGAAGGCAUCAAAGGGAGCAUGCCAGCUUCCCUCUUGGUUCUUUCCUUCCUGCAGAAGCCAAGUUGAGGAUGACCUACAGAUUGGGAGGGGAUGAAAAUGAUGCCGGGCAGACUCUGAGGGGGUGUACACAAGAGGCAGCAGUAGCAGUCAGGGACACCCAUGGCUAUAGGGGUACGUCAACAGAGCAUCAUUAUUUCAAAAUAACUUAGUCUGCGUCUACACAUCAGGCAGUUAUUUCAAAAUAAUGUUGAAAUACUAUGAGAACUUCUUAC
Molecule: messenger RNA, 1900 nt
Organism: Pelodiscus sinensis (Chinese soft-shelled turtle)
Lineage: Eukaryota; Metazoa; Chordata; Testudines; Trionychidae
Product: mitogen-activated protein kinase 12
Biological process (GO): MAPK cascade; protein phosphorylation
Molecular function (GO): MAP kinase activity; ATP binding
Source: RefSeq, a predicted model, not a curated record